Octopus bimaculoides (California two-spot octopus) is the source of this 5332-nucleotide messenger RNA. RefSeq names its product polynucleotide 5'-hydroxyl-kinase NOL9. Gene Ontology annotation, molecular function: polynucleotide 5'-hydroxyl-kinase activity; deSUMOylase activity. Gene Ontology annotation, cellular component: nucleus. Gene Ontology annotation, biological process: protein desumoylation; proteolysis; cleavage in ITS2 between 5.8S rRNA and LSU-rRNA of tricistronic rRNA transcript (SSU-rRNA, 5.8S rRNA, LSU-rRNA). The record is from RefSeq and is a predicted model, not a curated record. NCBI's taxonomy places the organism in Eukaryota, Metazoa, Mollusca, Cephalopoda, Octopoda, Octopodidae.
CUACAGGAAUAAAUCGUCAAUACAUCUUAAGCAAAAAAUUUUAUUUGGUCAACCAAUCAGAUUUCGAAGUCACUAAGCUAGCUAGACCCAUAUUGCAAUGCGUCGGAUGUGGUAAUAGCGGGAACUAACGAAUUAACUCCCUUGACAAAACCAGCUAGUUCCUAGAAUAAAUUACGGAUGACUAAAAGUUUCAAAAUAAUCCAUGAAGUCAGCGCCAUCGUGUUUUUAUACUUAAUUUUAAUUUGGACUGAAGUUUCUUCGUAUCUUAUGCAAUUUUCUCUAUUUAUAUUGUUUUAUAGCAAACAGAGAUUAAAUAAAAAAGUACAUUUAUAAAGAAACUGCUAUUAUUUUCAAAGAGUUCAGAAUGCACUUGAAAUAUGGAAGCGCAAAUUGUGACACGUUUAGGUUUUCAUAACUAUAUAACUGUAGUUUCGUCAGCAAUCGUUUGCUAUUUCUAAAUGGAAAUGCUUGUUGUCGCACAUGUUAUGUGGCCAACUAAUAUCUGAUUCCAAUUGAAAUUUCAACUUGAAAAUAGGUUUAGAACUGAGUUUGAGCGGAAUACUGCUUGUCCAAUCUGUUGGUAAAGUGUUGAUUUUAAUAUCGAUACUGAUAAAGUAGAAUUUCGAUAAAUAUUAACAUUUAAUAUCAAUGACUGUUUCGACACCGUCUGCAACCAGGAAAAUUUAUAGCUUUUAGUUUAUGAACUUUGCUGUUCAGCAUGUAUGACUAAAGAUUGAAAAUAAUUGUAACAAUAAUAAUUAGAAGAAAAGUGAAACAAAGCAAGAAAAUAUCAGCAGGUUAGAAAGUUUCUAAACUGGUGUGUAAUAUGAAUGCAGCUGUUUGCUGAUAGCUUGCUUUUGUUGAUAUGUCACCUCACGGAAUCAAAGGAACAGGCAAGAAAAAUAAGUGCACAUCACUUAGUGUUAAUGGACCAAAAAUGCUUGCAAAGAAAAAAAGGAAGAUUUUAAGUGAGACUCCUGAUGUUGAUGUGUCUGGAAAAGCAACCAGUUGGCGUGGUCUUAAAUUUGAAUCCUCAAAUGAUCUUAAAGAGAAGAUACUGAAGCAGUUAACAUGCCCAUCUCGCCAAUACAAAGGGAGAGAUGGCGAAAUAGAGCUUCCUCCCAAGAAAAAGCGGAAAUUUCAAAACAAUGGCAGUGUUGAAACUGAUUCAGAUGUAGAGCAAACUAGUCGUCGAAGCAAACUGAUGAAAAAACAGUAUCUGGAAAAGCCUAGCUCUAAAAUACAUAGAUGGAAGAAGCUGGCUGAAGAUGCUGAAUUGUAUGGGUCUUCAAAUUCUGCAAGCAAAGGCAAAAAGAAAAAGAAAUUAAUGACUGUAAAUUAUGAAGAUGGGGUUUGUGUUUAUGAUUUGCACACACCCAGCAAAUUGAAGAAAAUGAAACGGCAAAAAGGUGCUAAUCACAUAGUCAACAAAAAGAAGGUUCAUAUUGGUAAACGUGUCAUUACUCCUCACAAGGGAGGCCGAAAGGAAGCCAUGAAACCAAAACUCGAUGUCAGCAGCAGUCGUUUAAAACUUUUGUCUAAAAAACAACGAAAGAAGCUUGAGGAAAAUUAUUCACUGCAGAUCUACAGUGAUGUGGAAUUGUCAGACAGUGAUGUGUCUGCUGAUGGACAAAAUGUAAUUUCAACCAAGAAAGGCAAGCUUUCAAUGCCUGACAAGUGGAGUUAUCGACAACUGCUGAGCAAGAAAAAGGCCAAGUCUAAGAAAGAACAGGAAUGCAAUGUUGGCAAGAUAAAAAAGUCAAAGCAGCAACACGAGCAGGUUUUGGAGGAUGAAGAUUCCUACGACAAUAUUGAUGAAGCUUCAUCUGAUGAAGAUAUAUCAGAAGUUGCUGAUGAUGAUGAUGACGAUGAUGAGGAUGAGGCUGAUGAUGCUGAAGAGGAUGAUGAGGAGGAGGAGGAAGAGGAUGAUGAUGAUGAUGAGGAGGAUGACGACGACGAAGACAGUGAGGCCCAAACGAGUGAUGAAAGACUUGGUGCAGAAAAGAAAAAUGUAUCAAAUCAGCAUUUACCCAAUGGAAAUUGGGAAAUGAUUAAUGACGAGCGAUGUCGAGAAGUGACUCAAGAAGACUAUGGUAGUGCCUGGAAACAACAUGAUGGAGACACAACAUCAAUUGUACUGCAUCCAUGGCCUCAUGGUAACAACUUUCAAGAACAGCAGCCACAUUCCCAUCAAGUGCUACAGAAAAAUAAACAUGCUGGUCUUGUGAACACUUCCAAUUUGUCAAUUAUUGGUGGUGUUCUUGACAGUACACUAUCAGGACACAGCAACCCAGGUAUUUCUCAUCCUUCGCUUCAACAUUAUCAUUCAGAACAAGAAAAGCAACAGAAUCAAUUUACUGAGAAUCAUAUUCAGGUGCAAGAUGGUUCUGUACGUCAUUUUGGUGAUCAAACUCAAAUAUACAAUACCUAUAAUGUUGAUAUCAAAUCCCAGACUCAUAUCUCAAAUAACCAAACUGAUCCCAACCAAUCUUCCCAACCAUGUCAUCUACAGCAAUACACUGACUUAAAUCACACUCAGUCUCAACCAAACAGUUCUUCGUUUGGUACUUCUAAAGUAAAAUAUUAUUACCCUGCAAGCUUUGGUAAAGAAGGUAUUUUAGAGGUUGAAAGGGCUUUGCAACCUGUUCCUCCUGAAGAAGUACUGACUCAAGGCUUCCGCAUAAAUAUAAAGCGAUGUGAUAUGGCUACUUUAGUUGGGGCCAACUGGCUCAAUGAUGAAAUCAUCAACUUUUACAUGAAUAUCAUUGUUCAAAGAAGUAAAAUAGAUGGCUAUCCUUCAGUCUACAUUCCAAGCACAUUCUUCUUUCCCAUGGUAAUGAAACGAGGCUAUAAUGGUGUAAGGCGGUGGACCAAAAAUGUAGACAUAUUUGAUCAUGAUUUAAUGCUGAUACCAAUUCAUUUGGAGAGUGAAAAUCAUUGGACUCUCAUAGCUGUCGAUUUCCUUCAGUCUAGUAUCUGCUAUUAUGACAGUUAUUUACAAGACAGGGAUGAUGCUAUGGAUGCAAUUCUUAACUAUUUGAGAGAAGAAAUGAAAGCUAAAAAGAAUAUUGAAAUGGAUACCAACUGUUGGGUGAAAGUGAAUAUGAAGAAUAUACCACUUCAAGAAAACAUGUCUGAUUGUGGUGUCUUCAGUUGUAUUUAUGCAGAGUACAUCAGCCGAGGAGACAAAAUGGAUUUUACUCAAGAAGAUAUGCCCUAUUUCCGACGGAAAAUGGUUUAUGAAAUUCUUAAUCAUAAAAUAGUCAAUCACAGUCCAAGGGAUCUUGAGAAUAUGAUUUCUGAUGACCUUUUAGACGAUAUUACUUCCUCAAAUGAAAAUGGUCAUAUUCUGACACCAGAUAUUGCCGCAGCCGUGAUCCAAAAUGGUCUGCCUGACAAUUUCCAGGGUCCUACAAAGGUUAGUGAGGAGGCUAUGGGCUUAGCUGCUGUUUCAAAAGAUACAGAAGGGGUCAGAGACAUUGAAAAGACCCAGAAUGGUUCUACAGGUGGAGAAAUGGAAGAAAAGGCUUCACUUGCGGAAGCAGGUGAAGAAACUAGUAGAAAACAUAAAACCAAUUUGAUCUCUGAAAUUAAAAGAAUUGUCAGUCUCUUUGAUGAUGUCAGUGAGGAAAAGAGAAAUCUACUUGAGAGUCAACUCUUUCAGUUGCUCAGAGAAAAUCUCAAGAAUUCUAACCGGAAAGCCAAGAAAGUUAAAAUCAGGCAUAAUGAUCUUGCAAGCAUCAUGUCAGUGAUUGAAAAGCAUUCAGGGGACAAUUCUGAGAGUGAUGAAUUAAAUAGUGUCAGUGAUGACAGUGCCAGUAGUAGUACCGUCAGCAGUAGUUCUAGAACUACCGCAAGUAGCAACGUUUCGAGUGAUAAAGGAAUGAAAAGCUCUGAUGACACCGAAGUGUCAAGCCUUUCUGAUAAUUCAGAAGAGUCGGGUUUGUUUAAUAUUAUGAAGGAAAUGGAGAAAUUGUUUCUUUCAUUGGCUGCUUUUGUACGAAUUAUUUGUAAAACUGACCAAGAACUGUUGAAAGGCAAAGCGGGAGAAGCGUCCAAUCGAUCAAAUUCUGUGAUAAAAGGGAUUAGCUACAUUACAUCUAAACUAGAAAACAUAAACCAAAGGUUGAAGAGUCAAUCUAUUCUGAAAACUGCUGCACAGCAACACAUGACAUCUCAGCAUGACAGAAAAACCUCCAAAAAAUGUAUGUCGCAACGUUUAGUGAUCCAGAAAAAAUCGAGGAGAAAUGAAAGGGACAUUAUGAAAACCAAACAUUGUUUGAGAAAUAGCAUUACAUUUUCGAACGAAGUUGGCAGUGAGGAGGACAUCUCCAAUGAUGAAACUACUGAAGCAAGACUUUUUACGAGCACAGCAAAAGACCUUGGCAUCAGUCUUGAAAGUGGAGCUUAUCUGAAAAAGCUUCACUUACGAAAGAACUUAUUGAAAAAAUUUCCAUUGCCAGCAGAUGUAUUUGAUUUGAAUUGCCAGUUGCAGGACAAAGCUCACAAGCAACAUGCAUUCAAAAGCAUAGUGCGGUCAGAUCAUUGUAAAAAAGGAAAAAAGAAAAAGUAAACUCUUACACACUCACAAAAAAAAAAAAAAAAAAAAAAAAAUCAUUUACCUGUCUGUCUACCUUUCUAUCAUCUGAUUUUUCAAAUUUUCAUUGAGUUACUUUCUCAUACUUCAUUAAUAGGCAUACAGAAACACGCAUAUACAUACAUAUACAUGCAUGCAUGCAUACAUACGUAAUUACCUGUCAGCAUCUUUUAUACCUUGCAAUCAACUAAAUUGCUUAUGAUAAUCUGAAAAUACAGCAAAAGAUGUACACAAGUAGUCUAGGUCUGUUCAUUUUUAUACAUGCAGAAUUGGAAAACAAAAUGAGCAGCUUUAAAAUCGUUUCAAAGCUCUUUAAAUUCAAUGUUAGUCUGUUUGUCUGUUUUCUCUGUCCUAUGUCCCAUCACCACUGGCUCUGUCGCUGCUGUCGACCAGCAAGAUCAACACUUACCACCAUCACUCCCUUCCUUCCACUGUCAGCAACUCUUUAAUUUCUUUGUCUUGUUUUGCUCAUGAAACCCAUUUCUGCUGCUAUUGUUGCAAUGACAUACUGUUCUCUGUUGAGUUCUUUGUAACAAUCAAACCAUUAAGCCCACUAAGACAGACAUUGUAGGGAAAUGUAAAAGAUCUAUACCACGUCUCUUUCGUCAUUUGAUGCAAAAUGCAUGGUAGUUUCUCUUACUCCAAAGACCAUUGAUGAAACAGUCAACUAGAUGCUUUUUGAUUGGCAUAUUGUUCAUUUACUUUUCAUUUAUCUGAAACUUUUUUUUUUUUUUU